UGCAUCUCCCGCAGGCCGCCCUUCUCCGGCUUGGCCGGGACCAGCCUCUGGACCCCGGGCUCCUAGCCCGCGAGCACCAGGAGCUGUCCGCGGUGCUGACCGCAGGCGCUUCCCGCGCUCGGCCGAUGCGCACGCGUCCCGGGAGGGGCGCGCGGGACCCGCCGGCGCCGCCACUGCGCAGCCUCCCGCGGGCUCCCCGCCCGGCGCAGCCUCCCGCGGCCUCCCCGCCGCCGCUCUCGCCCGGGCCGGCCAUGGCGCUCAACAAUUUCCUUUUCGCGCAGUGCGCCUGCUACUUCUUGGCCUUCCUGUUCAGCUUCGUGGUGGUGGUCCCGCUGUCCGAGAACGGCCACGACUUCCGCGGCCGCUGCCUGCUCUUCACCGAGGGCAUGUGGCUGAGCGCCAACCUCACGGUGCAGGAGCGCGAGCGCUUCACGGUGCAGGAGUGGGGCCCACCGGCCGCCUGCCGCUUCAGCCUGCUCGCCAGCCUCCUGUCUCUGCUGCUGGCCGCCGCGCACGCCUGGCGCACGCUCUUCUUCCUCUGCAAGGGACACGAGGGCUCCUUCUUCUCCGCCUUCCUGAACCUCCUGGUCAGCGCCUUCGUGGUCUUCCUGGUCUUCAUUGCCAGCACCAUCGUGAGUGUGGGCUUCACCAUGUGGUGCGACACCAUCACCGAGAAGGGCACCGUAGCCCACAGCUGUGAAGAGCUUCAGGACAUCGACUUGGAGCUGGGUGUGGACAACUCCGCCUUCUACGAUCAGUUUGCUAUUGCCCAGUUUGGCCUCUGGGCCUCAUGGCUGGCCUGGCUGGCCAUCACCACGCUGGCCUUCCUGAAGGUGUACCACAACUACCGUCAGGAGGACCUGCUGGACAGCCUGAUCCACGAGAAGGAGCUGCUGCUGGCCCGGCCGUCCCCACGCACCUCCUUCCAAGAGGAGAAGAGCGCCGUCAUUUAGGCACCGCGCGGGCAGGGGAGCUGGCCCCUGACCUCCCGGCUGCGCUUGGGGGCAUGGGCCUGCCUGGGGAAGCAGCUGGGGGGCUCUGCCUGGGCCCUGGCCACAUGCAGCCCUGCGUGUGUCCCCUCGAGCGUAGUGAGCCCUGACCCACUGAACAGGGGACUCUUUCCAGCCCGGAGAGCUCCUUGUCUGUGUCCCCAGCAGAAGGUAGGGUGGCUCCUGCCUCACCCUCUACCCAGCCCUGAUCCAGGCCAGAGCCAUCUAGGGCCCCAGAAGGAGGGGCAGGAGGCAGGGGUGGUUCUGGAACCUGAGGGUUGGCUCCGGUUGGGUCUGUCCUCGGGGCUGCACUGCUGGAUCCCAGGAGCUGGAACAGCCCCACAGCCAGGGUGACGGAAAUGCUUGGCUGCAUGCAGACACAGACCCACCCCGGACUGGGCUGUCCCCAGAGCCCAGACACAUCACCCUGGGAAGGGGCAGCUGGGCCUGAAUUUUGCUGGGCAGGGGCUGGGCGCCCUGGUUGUGGGUUCUCCAGGGUCCCUUAGGGGGCUGGGCCUCUCCCCAGGAAGGAAGGUGGGAAGUACAGGCAUGACCCGGGGUUCCUGAGGCGGGUCCGCCAAGUUGCUUCUGAGAUGCCUUUGCUUCUCUCCUGGCUGUCUGAUAAUGGAUAUCUCUGUUCUAAUUCCACUCUGGCUAAACUGAAAGUGAAGACCCUUAAGCUUACAUGUGUCUACCCUCAGAGUCAGAAUAAAAACAAAAGCGCCUGAGUCUCCAGCAGG
Macaca mulatta (Rhesus monkey) is the source of this 1729-nucleotide messenger RNA. Lineage: Eukaryota; Metazoa; Chordata; Mammalia; Primates; Cercopithecidae. The record is from RefSeq and is a predicted model, not a curated record.